CGAUACUGCUCUGCUUGCGCGACAGAACUAGGGCUUCGUCACUCAACGGCUGCUGUGUACUAAGUGUGAUUGAACCGGCUUCAAGAUUCGCUUAGAGGCGGAAAGGACUGCCGGAUCCGGCAAACAAGAACCAGGUUUCCUUGGCAGCGUGCAAGCCAAGCAGGGGAGAACCGACGCUCCACCCGGCUCUUUGUAGCGCAUUGUUUUAAUGAGAACUUGCAACGAUGUUUGGAGCUGCAUCCUGCGAUAGCUGAGUGGGGCACGCGAGUCUGGGGGCACUGUCAAGUGUCAACCAUCUUUCUGAGCUCAAGUAGGCCAGGCUCGCUAUAGUAAGCUAGAGCUCUAGCAGCGACCAUGGGAGCUAGGCACAGCCUGUACAAGGCCGGUCCUGAGGACGUGGUGGACCCGCAGCGGCCAGGCGCAGCCGGUGCCCCGGCCGCGGCGCGACCCCCGCCCAUCGCGGUGCCCGACCCCAGCGCGGCAGCUUCUCGCAACGCCACGGGCGGUGGCGCGGCAGGCUUAGUCAGCCGGCUGGGCCUGCCGCUGUGCAGCACUGUGGACACUGUGGACCUCGCGGCCACGCACCCGCACUCGCCGCUGCCCUCGCCCGCGGCGCACGGCCGCACGGACGUUUGGAUCCUUGCCGGGCAGAGCAAUGCAGUAGGUGACAACGCGGCAGAUGGCCUGCCCAUGCCCGCUGCCGCGCAGCCGCUGCCGGGGCUGGUGCUGUCGUAUGAGGGCGGUGUGGGCACAUCGGGCGGCGGGUCGGGCGGGUCGGGCGGGCGGUGGGUGGACGCGGCGCCCAACGUGCACCUGGGGCUGCACGGAUACGAGGACGCGGACAGCUGCGGCCCCGGCAUCCCCUUUGCCCGCACGCUGGUGUCUCUGGGGCUGUCCUCACGCGUGGCGCUGGUGCCCACCGCCCGCGGCUCCACCAACCUCUUCCAUGACUGGCGGCCCAUGACCGGCAGUAGCAGCAGCCACAGCAGCGCCGCGGCCGCUGCUACAGCCAGCACGUCUGCCGGCGGCGCUGGCGGCCACAGCAACCACAGCAACGGCGGCGCGGCGUCAGCCGCGACCGAUGGCAGCGCCGCCGCAGGCGCAGGAUCCAACGGCGGCGCUGCUACUGCCGCAACUGCUACUGCUACAGCUGCUACUGCUGCUGGUUGUGAUGGCGGUGUGAAUGCGGCGAGCGGCGUCAAGGGUGGCAGCCCUCCCGGCUACUUCUAUGCGGCCAUGAUUGCGCGGGUGAAGGCGGCAAUUGCCACGCCGCUGCCGGGCGGCGGCGCCUGCAGGUUGAGAGGCAUGAUCUGGGUGCAGGGCGAGGCGGACGCGGAGGAGCGGCACGGGCCCGGCCCCGCCGAGGCCUACGCAGCCAACUUCUCCGCCUUUGUGGCGGCGGCGCGGCGCGACCUGUCCGCUUUCCAUGCGCAGCUGCCUGUCGUCGUGGGGGUGAUGGCGGUCCGCAAGCGCGACUGCUUCCCGCACCUGCCCGCGGUGCGGCAGGCGCAGCUGAAUGUGCCGCUGCCCGGCCUCAUUCGCAUUGACAUGGCCGGGUUUGAGUUCUUUGAGGAGUACGGGCCCUACCACGUGCAUCUCACCAAGGACGGCGCCUGUGCCAUGGGUGCGGCCAUGGCGCACUCCUACUACAGCGCGGUGGUGCGGGCGGGGCUGCCGCGCGGGCCGCCUGGGUCCUGCGCCGUCGGAGGCCCGACCGCGUCCGUGGCGCCCACACCCGCCGCCGGGGGCGCCGCCGCCGCCAGCUUCCGGCAGCAGCAACACCAGCAGCAGGUGCUACAGCCGGGAAGUACCAACGGAGGGGCUGGGGUGGCCGGGGGUGUGGUGGGCGUGGCGCUGGCGCUGGCGACCAUCCCUAGCAGCGACAGCCCGCGCUCGGGGGUGUCUGCGGCGACGCCUUUGGCCACUGCUGGGGCGGCGGCAGCGGAGCCGGCUGCAGCAGAGGUGGUGACGGCGGAGGCAGUGACGGCGGAGGUGAUGAAAGUGGAGGCGGUGAAAGUGGAGGCAGUGACGGCGGAGGCGGCACCGGGUGACUCCUCAGGUGGCGUUGAGGUGGCGGCAGUGGGGGCUGCAGGGGAUGAGGCGGCGGCGCGAGAGGACGGCGGUGUCGGGGCAAAGGCGGAGGGGGUAAACGACACGGCGACGCCGUAUGCAGUGGUGUAAGGCGAGAAGCAACUGAGGGAGGCAGUGGCAACCGCUGCCACUUUGGGAUGCAGGAUGAUAUUGGAUGCUGGUGGGGCGUGGUGGAGGGGCGAGGCAUGGAAUCGGGCUUGCUGCGGUUUGGCAACCGUGCAGAAUGCUGAUCCCUGCUCUUGCGGAGGCGUUUCACACUAGAGCAAUGUUGUAAGACAGAGACAUA
Chlamydomonas reinhardtii is the source of this 2377-nucleotide messenger RNA. RefSeq lists its product as uncharacterized. Bases 355 to 2181 code for a protein of 608 amino acids. The transcript is spliced from 7 exons. The record is from RefSeq and is a predicted model, not a curated record. Lineage: Eukaryota; Viridiplantae; Chlorophyta; Chlorophyceae; Chlamydomonadales; Chlamydomonadaceae.